This is a messenger RNA of Schistosoma haematobium, 9593 nucleotides long. RefSeq names its product Vacuolar protein sorting-associated protein 37C (gene VPS37C). Lineage: Eukaryota; Metazoa; Platyhelminthes; Trematoda; Strigeidida; Schistosomatidae. Bases 5161 to 5970 code for a protein of 269 amino acids. The record is from RefSeq and is a predicted model, not a curated record. The transcript is spliced from 6 exons. Gene Ontology annotation, biological process: ubiquitin-dependent protein catabolic process via the multivesicular body sorting pathway; protein targeting to membrane; protein targeting to vacuole. Gene Ontology annotation, cellular component: ESCRT I complex.
UAAUAAUAAUAAUAAUAAUAAUAAUAAUAAUAAUAAUAAUAAUGGUGAUAAUCACAAUAAUAAUAGUAAUAAUAAUGGCAAUAAUGUUAAUGAUAAUAGUUUGAAUCAUUUAGUUGUUUUUCGAAGCGAGAAAAGUAGUUUCCAUAGAUAUAGAGAGUUCAUCGUUUGCGUGUGGGCUGUGAUACUGCCCGGGUGCCCAAACCGAAGCAGGUGGUUAUCUUAGGGGGCCACACCCCGAGCCUUUGACCUAAAGGUCUAACCCACAAGGCAGUGGAGCAUCGUAAGGAGAUGUAGUCCCAUGGUAGCCAGUGACCAACGAUUGGUUCAUACGCCAUUUGUUCCUUCAGGAUACUGGAGCCAGCCCAUGUGCACCAUUGGUUUGGAAUCAGGGUUUUCCAACUCCCAUGCAUGGACUCUCCAUAUCCACCAACCCGGUUAAAGCGCCGGACAUUCGCUUUUCGUUCUCUCAUUUUCGUAAACAACACCCCCGACACGAGAAGGCAAUGAGUAGGACUUCCCUGGCAGAGGCUGUAAACGCGUGGCCGUGUGACAGUAUUUCGAGAGUGAGAGUGGACUCCCCACUCUCGGCCGUACUAGGGCAUUCGGAAACUGAGGACUAAUGAAGUGCGUAGUCGUAACGUCGUAUAUUGAUCCAAUCGGAUAAUAAUGUUAUGUAUGUUACAGUACGCUAAUCUUUAUCACAAUCAGGCAAUUGUCUCCGAAACAUAGAUCAUAUCCGUUGGCAGCAUGAUAUAAAAAAUGUUGAGAUCUAGUAAUGUUGUGGGACGCUGAUAAUUCAGUUUCACCAUAUUAAAACACGUCUCUCGUGGCCUAGAUAUAUUUUGCGAAUGUCGUUUCUGGAGUUUCCACACAAAAACUAGUCCUUUACUCUGAAAUCUGACAGAUGAAAUAGAGGUGUGGUUGGUUUAUGAAAUCUCUUAGUGGAACGUGGUAUAGACGUAUAGGGCUAACAAUUGUUAAUCCCCUAGUCUAGGUAUUUAAUAUAAUUCAACUCACUAUAUUGAAACGUCUUCUGUUGAUAGAACCUGGACUCUUUGAAUGUUUAUAUCCUUUUAAAUUGAUUCGGUCGUGAUUACUGUAGAAAAAGCUCGUGAUUAAAAUUUGGACGAAAUUAAUUCUUAAAUCAGUCGUAAACUAUGUUUGCUCAUGACAUUGUCAGUAUUCUUCCUAGGCUUCAUUUAUUUAGGACUGUUAGUUUAAAUUACACCAUCUAAUUGGUCUUUAUAGAUUUUGUCUGACAGGUUUUGUGGUGCUAGCUGUGGAUAGCUUGUUUCGAAACAAGGGAAAAUCAUUUAAGCUACCAGUGGGGGUUCUUUAGUAGCUAAUCAAGUGACAAGUGCUGCUGUCUGCAGUUUUAUUCAUAUCACAGUACGCUUUUGUUCAAUACCUUUUCUCAACACAACCACAACCGAUGAACUAUCCAGAAUUCCCUCCAUAGUUCACAUAGCAAUCAGCUACUAAUUACAAGUAUGUGAAAAGGGUUUACCUAACUGGAUUUCUAACAUGUUCAUAUUGCGUUCCGAUGACAGACGGAUUCUUCGUUUUAAGUAGAUCGUAUUAACGCAUCUAUUGGAGUUAAAUGUCUCAAUGUCCUCUUCUACUCGGUGAUUCCCUUUUGAAUAAGCAGAUAGAUAACAUUGUUUUAUUAAACAUAAACUGUAGCAGGAUUCAAGGUUUUAUGAGUGAAUCAGUGGGAAAUCUACUGAUAGUCUGUGUUUAGAACUAUUAGAAUUUAAGGUCACACUCUUGGAAUAACCAUCUUCUACUAAUUUGGAGAUGGGGAGUGGAGUGGUUUAGCAUGUUGGUAAUUCUGUAUAUGUCAGUUGUAUCAACACUGAGUCGGUUCCUCGAGAUAAGUACUAAUGUACACAGAAAGCUUGUUUGCAGUUCUCGAAUCCACUUGCUCUGUUGCACUGGAAACACCUGACUGUCUACCAAGUGAAGGACGUACUAGAUAACAGUCCGCUAUCUUUAGUGGUAUAUUACACGGCAUAACACUAAGCAUGAGGGCGGAACAAGCACUACUAGAGUGGACCCCCGUUAACAGUCGUUUAUGUGCUGUUCGGCUAAAUGGCUCCGUAAGAACUCGGAAGGAUAGGGACACAAGUCGUUGCCUUUCUGUCGUUUCUGCCUAUGCUCCCACUGACUGCAGCUCGGAUGAUGUGAAAGAUGAAUUUUACAGAAAGCUGUCUAAACUUCUUCAGAAAGUCAAACAUCCAGACAUAGUACUCGUAGCAGGUGACUUUAAUGCCCAGAUAGGUAGUUUAAACCAAACAGAAAGGCAUUUAGGUGGGUAUUUUAGUAUUCCGGCACAACGAACAGAUAAUGGUGAUCGUCUGCUGCAACUGUGUUCAGACAAUCGUUUAUUUUUAGCAAACACAAAUUUUAAGCAUAAGGAGAGACAUCGUCUAACAUGGCGACCCCCUACACCAAAUCAACGAUGGACUCAAAUAGACCAUAUUGCCGUCAGUCAUCGUUGGAGAGGGUCAGUAGAAGAUUGUCGCUCAUUCUGGAGUACCUGCUUGAACUCUGACCAUGCUCUAAUACGGGCACGCAUCUGCUUGUGCCUCACUGGACCCAGAAAAAGCAUACUCAGAAGACCUAUUAGAACUGAAAUGAGUAACGAGAAAACCAAAAGUAGGUAGGGGUCACACUUAGGUAGUUCUGAAAACGAAACUGACCCAGAUGUUGCUUGGAAAGAUAUACAAGCAGCUAUGGAAACAGCAGUGACAUCUAUUAGUGAUUUAAACCUCAGUAUUACAAAGAACCAAUGGAUUUCUUCAAGGUCUGUUGCACUGAUGGAUUCUCGUAAACUCAUCCCAUCAGGCUGCACCUGACAGUCUGUCAGUUGUGUAUCGAAAUACAGACUCCAUGAGCUGGGUGUUGAUAGGCUAGAAUCCAAUGGUUAUUGAGUGGUAUUAGCAUGGAAGUGAUGCAAAUGGAUCUACUCUUCGCCUUCUGAAUCUCAAAUACCGUAUUAUUCUUGAUUUGUUUGUCUUUUUUAGACGUUUCUCUUGUUUUAAAUACUUUCUCACAUGUAAUGAAUUUCUUUUUCUCUACUCAGGCUUUUUAAAUCGACUCACUUUUGUGCUGGGUUCUUCAUCAAUACAUACUUGCUUAUCUCCUGUCUUACCUGUGUACUUCACAAAUGCUUUUGUUGCUUAUCCUAGCUAACAACGUAUAUUAGAAUAUUAACACAGUCAAGUACAACAUACGAUUGCAUGAUUCCCAGGAAUGCGACCCUUGCUUUGCCGAUCCUCGCCUUUACGUCUGCAUCUGAACCUCCUUGUUCAUCGAUGAUACUUCCCAGAUUGUGAACUAUAAUGAAUGCAACAAGUUAUAACGGAGUGGAUGGCAAGGAUGAAAUUCUAUCCUACUUGGAAAAAUUAUCCAAAACGGAACUUGAAGCCUUAUUAUCUGAUCAUGAAGGCAUAAAAAAGCUAGCUAAAAAUUGUCCUGAUAUUAAAAAGAUCGAGUCUGACAAAGAAGCCUGCAUGAAUGAAAACCGACGUCAAGCUGAAGCAAAUCUAUCUAUGGAACCAACUUUCAAUAUGAUCAAAACGGAGCUUGUAGAAACCUAUUCUAAUUACAGACAAUUAGAAAAUGAAUAUAUGAAACGUAAAUCAGAAGUUGACAACAUCGGUACAAAAUACUCUCCGAGUGUAAUUCUUGCUUUAUUACAAACUGCCAACGCACAAGCAGAAGAACAAUCUGAGGAACUGGCUAGUCGAUUUCUUGACAAAGCCAUGGAUGUUGAUGCAUUUUUGAAAGAUUUUAUUCCUCUUCGUAAACUAUGUAAUGAACGUAGAUUUAAAUGUGAAAAGUUAGCGGAGCAAUUAUCGUCUGGUCAUAUAAGGGCAUCAAGCUUUUCCAAUACUCCUCAUUCAUCAUAUGUACCUAAUGUGAUGACGAAUUCAGAUGUGUCAGCCAGUACAUCACAGCUUUAUCCUUCAUUACUAUCUCUAAGUAGUACGAGUGACCAUUUACCACCAACUUAUGGCUUUAAAAUAUAAACAUGUUGGACAGAUGUAUGUUUGUUUGUGCUUGCUCCUGUGCAUGUAAACAGAUAUUAGAUUUAAUCGUUUCUUUUGUCAACCAAAUAGCAUAUUUGGAUCUACAUUCAGCGGUGAUGUGUUGAGAUUGAACUCUUUAAAAAUAUUAUUAAGUACUCAGAUUCAAUUGUUUUUAUAUUGCUCAUUAGAACAGUUAAAACAAGAAUAGUAAUUGUGCGUUUUCUUAAUUUACUUUCUUUUCAGCCGACUUUAAUAUUGUCUUUUUUUUGUAAGGAACUAAACCAAAUUAUCGCAUUCAUUGUAUCUAUGUACAUAUUAGAAAAAAUUAUUUAAAUGAGAUAAUCUUUUGCUAUCAUCUCACUCUCAUAAUUCUAAAUUAGUGGCUUAUUUUGAAGAUAGCUUAGUAGGUAAAGCAUUGGGCUUCCAACUGGUAUGUCCCUGAUCCGAGUCCCCAAAUGCCCUGGUACUACCGAGAGUGGAGAGAGUCCGCUCUCCCUCUCGAAGUGCUCUCACAUGGCCACGCGUAUAUAGCCUCUGCCAGGAAAGUCCUACUCAUUGUCUUCUCGUGUCGGGGGUGUUGUUUACGAAAUUGAGAGGACGAAAAGCGAGUGUCCGGCGCUUUAAUCGAGUUGGUGGACACGGAGGGUACACCUAUGAGAGUUGGAAAACCCUGAUUCCAAACCAAUGGUGCACAUGGGCUGGCUCCAGGACCCUGAGGGAACAAAUGGCGUAUGAACCAAUCGUUAGUCACCGGCUACCACUGGACUGCAUCUCUUUACGUUGCUCCACUGCCUUGUGGAUCGGACCUUCAGGUCAAAGGCUCGCCGUGUGGCCCACUAAGAAAACCACCUGCUUCGGUUUGGGCAAUCGGGCAGUAUCAAAGCCCUCACACAGAUCUAAUUAGAUGACAAUCACUUCACGAAAUACUAAGCUCGCUUUAAUUAGAAUUCAGACAUUCUACAUCCAUCUGGUAACACUCAUCAUUAUUAUUUUAUAUACUACGUCAUUUAUCUACCUCUAUUCUCACUUCAUGUAUCUCCAUUUUUCAACUUAUACAGCAGCUCGCCUAUGGUGGAAAUUCGACUGUAUCUAAACGUUCUCGAGUCACUGUCCGGUUGAAAAUCGUAUGUUACCACCAAAUACGAAUACUGAAGCAGUUUUUCUGAAACCACGUGCACCAUUCAAACUGGCUGCCUUCAACGUUCGCACACUUAUGCAGGUCGGACAACAGAUAGGGCUGGCUAUGUCUUUGGAAAGUCUUCAUAUCGAUGUCUGCUGUCUAUCCGAGGCCCAUAUUCAAGACUCUGGUGAAGUACUACAAAUUCGCUCUCCAUCUGUCACUUCAAAAAGCUUGUUUUACGUGCGCUUAUCCGGGGACCCUGUGGCAUCUUCGUCUGAUCUUGCUGGCGUUGGUGUCGCACUAAGCGAUAGAGCUGAGGCAGCACUAAUCGAUUGGAUCCCCAUUAACAGUCGGUCAUGUGCUGUUAGAUUAGAAAGUUCCAUCAAAGUGAGAAGAAAUCGGCGUGAGAAACGAUGUCUUCUCGUCAUCUCCGCCCAUGCCCCGACAGAUUGCAGCCCGGAUGCAAUCAAGAAUGAAUUCUACCACCAAUUAGCUGUUCUUCUCCAGAAAGUGCGUUCGACAGAUAUUGUAGUACUAGCGAGAGACUUGAAUGCUCAGGUCGGGCGUCUAGGCACAGAAGAGAGUCGUUUAGGUGGCCGAUGGGGACUCGUUGGUCGCAGGUCAGAUAACGGGGACCGUCUACUGCAACUGUGCACAGACCACAACCUGUUUCUGGCUAGCACUAACUUUCGGCACAGUCAUCGCCGAUGUGCCACCUGGCGUCCUCCCUCUGCAUCCCAAUCCUGGACUCAGAUUGGUCACAUCGCGAUCAGCUACGGCUGGCGUGGUUGUGUACAAGACUGCCGCUCCUUUUAAAGUACCUAUCUGGACUCUGGAUUUUAUCCCAACCCUCAGACAAAUCAAACGAUGAUUUCUACUAAAAAAAUCAUUUUUGCUUCAAUUCUCGCUCUGACAAAUCACAGUCACGAUCAUUUGAUAAUAUUCGUUUUUAUUUUCCUUAUACUACUCCACUUGACCUUUCUUUUUUUAUUAUCAUUUUGCGCAUUUCAUUUUUAAACUUAUGCAACAGCUCGCCCAUGGCAGAAUUCCUGUCUUAUCUAAACGACCCCAAGUCACUGACUAGUUGAAAGUUGAAUGCUACCACCAACUACGGAUAGUGAACUCUGACAGACUGCAGCCUGGAUGCGACAAACGAUGAGCUUUACAAUCAGUUGACUGUUCUACAGAAAGUGUGUUCGACAAAUAUUGUAGUACUAGCCGGAGACUUGAAUGCUCAGGUCGGGCGUUUAGACGUAGAAGAGAGCCGUUUAGGUGGCUGAUGGAGACUUGUUAGUCAGAGGUUAGAUAAAGGUGACCGUUUGCUACGACUUCGCGCAGAGUACAACCUGUCUCGGACCUACAAUAACUACCAGCACAGUCAUCACCGAUGUGCCACCUGGUGUCCUCCGUCUGCAUCUCAAGCCUGGACUCAGAUUGAUCACAUCGCGAUCAGCUACCACUGGCGUGGUUGUGUACAAUACUGCCGCUGCUUUUGGAGUAUGUAGCUGGACUCGGAUCAUGCCUUUGUUUGCGCUAAUCUUACCUUACUUUUCAGUGGCCAACGAAUUCGUCGUCCUAAACCGAUCGAUGUUAGCGAAUUGGUUGCAGCUUCUGUUGUAAAUAAAUAUCAAACUGAUCUAGGUUCUAGGCUAGCUACCAUCCCACCGAAAAGUAUAAUUAAGCAUGGGUUGCAAUCGCACGAUGUAUUGAAAAUGGCGAGUGAAGUCACAUGGGGCCUCGCGAGGUGACCUCACGGGGUGACCGUGAGUUUGACCACAAGCGAAGGCUGUUACGUAAUGCAAUUGGACAAAGUUUGCGUAACGACCGAGAAGCCUGGUGAUCGGAGCGUGCUAACGAGUUGGAAGCAGCAGCUGAAUCUGGUGACUGCCGGAAGUUCCUCCAACUCAUCGAAGCCACUGGCAGCAAGAAGUCUGGUGUGAGCGAAACAAUCUGCGAGGAUGACGGGAUGCCAAUCACUAACAUCCAUCGACGUCUUGGACGAUGGGCAGAAUUUUUCGAAGAGCAGUUCAACUGGCCUGCUGCUCCGGCAACAUCGGUCAGACUGUCCUGCCCUCCAUGGCCGGUGACGACUGAUCCACCAAAUGAGGCGGAAGUCCGCAAGGAACUCGAACUCUUGAAGCGCUACAAAUCACCGUGCCCAGAUGACUUACCUCCGUCCUUUUUAAAGAUGGAGGUGACUUUCUCGUUAAGGAACUGACUGUGUUGUUUACAAAAGUUUGGGAGCUAGAGAGUGUACCAACAUCAUGGGAUGAAUCGAUAGUUGCCCCUAUUUUUAAAAACGGUUCACGUCGUUCGUGUAACAACUAUCGGGGGAUAAGUCUACUUCCGAUUGCGUCCAAACUAUUGGCUUCUGUCAAAAUUUGAGGGUUGUUCAAACUCCGAGAAAGAUUGACUCGCGAGGAGCAGGCUGGUUUUCGUUCUGGUUGAGGAUGUAUUGAUCAUAUCUUCACCCUCCGCCAAAUGUUAGAACAUCGUCAUACUUAUCACAGGCCAACAAUCGUGAUGUUUCUUGACAUUAGGGCUGCCUUCGAUUCGUCGGACAGGACUGUUCUCUGGGAUUGUCUAUUGAAGAAGGGUGUGCCUGAGAAGUUUAUUAAUAUCUUAAAGGCCUCAUAUACAAACACCUCAGACAGAGUGAGGGCAUACAACCACCUUUCUCCAUUGUUCCAUUCACGAAGUGGGGUUAGAUAUGGUUGCCCAAACUGGCCUCUCCGAGUUGAGGACGUUAGACGACUCUCUGUGUUCGAUCAUCGCUGUCUCCGAAGGAUUGCUGACAUCCAGUGGCAACAUCAUGUUAGUAAUGCCGAGGUUCGGCAUCGUGUGUUCGGGCGCAGAGACGAUAAUUCAAAUGGUGUCAACAUCUUGAAACACCGACUUCGGUGGCUUGGACAUGUUCUACGAAUGUCGUCCCAGAGAAUUCCACGUCGUGCAUUAUUUGCCGACUCUGGGACUAGUUGGAGAAAGUAGGGAGGUGGUUAAUGUAUGACAUUGUGUCGUGGUAUGAAAGAAAGCUGCACAUGACUGGCUUCUGUUGGUCCUUCAUGACUCCUUGUUUGGGGUGCGAGCGAUGGUGCUACACAGUGGCUAGAGACGUUAUCAGAUAAGGCUCAGAAUAGAAGCCAGUAGCGAUCGUGUUGUAAUCUCUUACUUUCUUCAUAAAAAGUGGCCGUAACUUCUCUAACUAAAAGAUUUCUUCUGGCUGUACCUUUCUGUUUCUCCCAUUAUUAUUUCACUACCGUACACUAAUUUGUGGUCGUUAUUGUUUUUUUUCUUUUUUAUACUUACCUUAAAUCCUUUAUCUCUUCCCAUUCUCAUUGUUAUUGUGUGGCGCAUAUGUAUCUGGUGCCUCCUUGUACCGAUAUUUAUGUGUUCAAAUAAAUAAUAAAUUAAUCCCUUGUUCGAACUUUUUUCCACCUACUUGGAGAGCUGGUUUAUAUUACUGGCUUUCACAUAAAGUGUGACUGAAAACCGAAAUCAGAGAAGCCUGUACUUCGUGAAUGAAAAAUUAUUGGAUGGAGUCGAUUUGAAAAAAUAAGACACUUUAUGUAGCAUUUUUCGCCAUUGUUUAUAAAUUGGAAGCGAUCCUCAUCUAUAACUGAUUGUAAAGUUUAAUUCUGUUCGAUAAUGAACAACUGGUUUGUGUUCCAGGCUUGAAGUUGCAAUUUGUGGAGUGUCUAACUCGAAGUUGAUUGGAUCAGUUUCAAACAUAACUAAUUGUUUAGUUGGCUUUCGGAGAACUUCAACGGAGCCUCUAGAGGCCCAAAAAGAGCCGAAGAGUCCUAGACGAUCAGAGCAUGAUGGAGCAUUCUAGAAGUUCAACGUGGCGUGCUACUAUAUGUCAGUAGCAUAAUAUGUCGUUAACAGAUUGGCCGAAAUAUGAUGUUGAUUUGACAACUGUUAACAUCUAUAAAUACCCAUGUUUUCUGUACAAAAACGAACCUUGGAGUAAAGUGUCUUUCUCAUACUUUGCGUCUUCUUUCUGGUGUUCAAGUCGCUGUGUAGUUCUAGCGUGCGGGUUAUCUGAAUACCUUAGGAACGAAUAUAGCGUUCAAAUCAGCAAGACUGAACACUAAUUUUUAAAUUCCGGGUUGUUAAGCCACUCAAUUACAGAUGUCUCUGUGUAUUCAUGUUUCAGAUUGGUUGUUCAAAAUUUAUUACUAUUAUUACCACAAGAGAUGAGUAGUCUCCGACGGUUUGCUCUGGAACACGAAAGUAAGAAUGACAUAGAAAUGAUACUAACGGACUUCUUAUCUUGCCAUAUUUUGUGGUAAUAUUUUUUAAAUGUUGAACAUAUAAAAUGGACGAAGUUUAUUCUGGUCAUUAUUUCCAUCACUAACUAAUUGACAUAUUUAUUUAAUUAUGACUAGAUACUGACUAGCGUAAAGAAAAUUUCUUAUUCUGAAUAAUUUAAAUGUUCC